AUGUUUACUAAGUGGAUUCAUGGAAGAAUUGUUGUCCUACUUGUCUAUGUGGAUGACAUAAUCUUAGCUGGUGAUGCUCAGAAAGACAUAGACCAGGUUAAAACUUCUUUGAGCAAGGAGUUUAAGAUCAAACUGCUUGGACCUUUAAAAUACUUCUUAGGGUUAGAAGUGAACAGGACAGCAGAAGGAUUAAUGGUUUGUCAAAGGAAAUAUUGCAUGGACUUGCUGACUGAUACAGGUUACUUGAAUGCCAAAGGAUGCAAGUCACCAUCAGAUCCAAAGAUCAAGUUAACAGCAACACAAGGAACUUUACUUGAUGAUCCAGAACAGUACAGAAGGCUAGUUGGGAGGCUACAUUACAUAACUAUAACUAGGCCUGACUUGACAUAUUCAGUGCAGCAGUUGUGCCAAUUUCAGAAGAAACCCUACACAGAACAUUUACAAGCAGCCUACAGAGUACUAAGAUAUCUUAAAUCAUGUCCAGAUCAAGGUAUCUAUUACAGCAGCAAGGCAGACUUGAAGCUUGUGGGAUUCUGUGACUCAGACUGGGCCAGCUGUCCAGACACUCGAAGAUCAACAACAGGGAUAAUGAUGAUCUCAUUCACAAAGAGGAAUAAGUUAGCUGUUAGGAUGGUUAUAGUUGAGAUAGGAUAUUAA
Linum tenue is the source of this 657-nucleotide messenger RNA. The record is from the annotation of a GenBank genome assembly. Lineage: Eukaryota; Viridiplantae; Streptophyta; Magnoliopsida; Malpighiales; Linaceae.